ACUUAGGGUGCGUUGCCGGGAUUGUUAUGUGUGGGUAUGUAAACGUCAUACAGUUUAUGACUUCGGGAAGUUGUUGCUUCAGGGGAUCAGAAAGUCUAGUCUUGCAAUUCACUGUCCAGUGUUUCCCUUCGCCGAUCUUUUUACACUCUUUACUGUGGCUUUAUUAGCGCAUCUUGGUAUAUAAGCCUAUAGUUCACGGUGAACCCUGCGAUGGAGAAUUUGUUUUCUUAAGUAUUGUGGCAUCCAGAAAUCGGCAGUGUAUAUCAACGAGUAAUUAGUGCCGUGCCAUCAAAUCUAAUGUUUGCCACGGACGUUGAUCAGAAGAGGUCGUGACGUCAACAUAAUUGGAUUUCGUCACUAAAGGUAGAGAAUGCGACGUAUAAAACUGACCAACCUGCUGAUCUGCGGAAUCGCUACGUUCCUCUUCGGGGCAACGUAUCUUGCAUUCAAGGAACCACCCAAAGAGAGGACAGCACCCGCUUCCGAGAGGGGGUUAGGAGGUAAGGUACCCGACCUGUCCGGUAACUCAGCCGUCAAAUCUCGGCAACCUUUGGGUGACGACGAUGAUGCCUUACUGCUCCCCUUCGCCGACCGUGCCUUACCGCGCCGUCUCCUGCAGGUACCCAGCUACAUGCGUAUGCUCAACGCCUCAACAGAAGGUAUAGACAUCGACAUAGCGUGGGGCGACAUAGACUUUCACAAUCUGGAUUUGAAGACGGUCAUAGUGACAGGCCUGUCAGGAUACACGGAGGAGGAGGGGGUGGGGCUUGUUGCCUCCGCCCAGAUUCACAUGCCCUUCAAGAAGAUCAUUAUCUAUGACCUAGGGGUCAAGCAACGUACAUUAGACAGGCUCUCACCGCUGUGCAAUGUGGAGAUUCGCAAGUUUGACUACACCAAGUACCCUGCUCAUGUCAAGAUACUAAGGAACAACGCGUGGAAGCUCGUCGUGAUAACGGAAGCUCUUGAGGAGUUCGGUUCGGUCUUCUACGCCCACCCUCACCUCCGCUUCAGAGCACCAAUCAGCAUCCUGUUCCCUUACGUCAAGCAGAUGCACGGAUUCAUCCCCAGCAUGAACGACGACACUCCGUUACUUGAGGUCACCCACCCGACCACGCUGCGGCUCAUGCAGGUGAAACCGGCCCAGCUGAACCGGACCAGGGGGCCAGGGGGCUCCAGAGGCCCCGGAGUGAUCUCCGGCCACAUGCUACUGUUCGUCAUGAACUCUACUUUAGCCAACCGGGUUCUGCCAGGGCUCCGUAAGUGCUACCUCCGCAGCAAGUGCCUCAGCCCGCCGGGGGCCAUGUGGCAGCUGCAGCGGCCGGGAAAAAAGCUACACCGGCACCACUUCGACCAGGCGGUGCUGUCCCUGAUGAUGUACAAGCUGUACGGGGUAUCCUGGCAGCCUCGGGAGGAAGUACAACGCAUGAUGAAGAGGCUGUUCGUGGUCCUGGACGAGGGAGACCCGGUGCAUGAAUUGUCCUGGUCCUUCCGGUGCAAUCCGCCCAAGGAGGAGUUCGACCCCGCCAAACUGCUGCAAAAGAAAUUAUGAGAUGGCCAUUGUGAGAUGCGUGGACACAAUAAAAGAGCGCUAUCGCAAGUUCGUUCGUGAAAAAAAGUUGACCAAAUUUCGACUAACUCUGGUCGAAAGCUCGUCAUUCAACGAUGUAUUCGGGACCACAGGUUACCGAAGUCGGCCGCAUUGCUGGUCAUCAGUAUCCGUGGGCAUCAUAAUGCACAUAAUGCACAGCAGGAGGCUACCUGCAGGACCAAGAAGUUUCGUGAUGAAGUUUUGACCUAGGGUUGCCAAGAGAACGGUUACUAUUCGUGCACCAUCCAUUACGUCACGAACCAUCCACUAUAUGGUCCACCAAUGGUCCCCAAUUGGACUUGUUAAGAAUGUAUCCAAUCCAAAUAGCGCACUCCUUGAGUCUGCCAUAGCUAUCAUAAAGGAUAAUAUGUAAAUAUUGCAGCACUGUUUGACCAACAUUCAAGAGCCCAUGGCACACCUUGCUUGCGAAUUGGGUUAACAAAUACUAAUUGCCUACUUCCUCGUUUAGAACAAAACUACGACAAACCGAAAUAAUGAGACGCAAUGCGAGUAUUAUAUCAAGCAUAAAACAAAAAAGAAAACAAAAGGGAUAAAAAGAGAUUGGUUGAAAUAACCAAUAUAUUGGUAGCAUUGAUAGAUUGUGUCCAACCAAACCGAGAAAUGGUUGGACACAUAUCUACCAAUCCUACCAAUAUACUGGUUAUUUCAACCAAUCUGUUUUUAGAUAUGUAGCUGUGUUAAAAAAAUUACACCUUAUUACAGGUUUUCC
Messenger RNA from Patiria miniata (bat star), 2318 nucleotides. RefSeq lists its product as uncharacterized. The transcript is spliced from 6 exons. Lineage: Eukaryota; Metazoa; Echinodermata; Asteroidea; Valvatida; Asterinidae. The record is from RefSeq and is a predicted model, not a curated record. The coding region runs from base 371 to 1549 and encodes 392 amino acids.